Archocentrus centrarchus (flier cichlid) is the source of this 2217-nucleotide messenger RNA. RefSeq names its product stress-induced phosphoprotein 1 (gene stip1). Gene Ontology annotation, molecular function: Hsp90 protein binding. Bases 131 to 1777 code for a protein of 548 amino acids. The record is from RefSeq and is a predicted model, not a curated record. Lineage: Eukaryota; Metazoa; Chordata; Actinopteri; Cichliformes; Cichlidae. The transcript is spliced from 14 exons.
CCACACGGGUGAAACGCGCAUCUGAACGGCAAUUACGGAUUUUCUACCUCCCAAACUGGCAACCUGCGUGUUGUUGAGGGGGAGGCGCUAGUUCGCAGUAGUUUCUGGAAAGGAACCUCAUGCGUGCACCAUGGAGAAAGCUUCAGCAUUGAAAGACCAGGGAAACAAGGCGCUGAGUGCUGGAAAUGUCGAUGAGGCUAUACGCUGCUACACUGAAGCCUUGACUCUCGACCCAUCCAACCAUGUCCUGUUCAGUAACCGCUCAGCUGCCUAUGCCAAGAAAGGCAGCUAUGAGAAUGCUCUCCAGGAUGCCUGUCAGACUAUCAAGAUCAAGCCUGAUUGGGGGAAGGGCUACUCCCGCAAAGCUGCAGCGUUGGAAUUUCUUGGCCGAUUGGAGGAUGCUAGACUAACUUACCAGGAAGGACUCCGACAAGAGCCGAGUAAUCAGCAGCUAAAGGAGGGGCUGCAGAACAUUGAGGCCAGGCUUGCAGACUUUUCUUCACCAGAGAAAACGAUGAUGAACCCCUUCGCCAUGCCCAACUUGUAUCAGAAGCUGGAGAAUGAUCCUCGGACCCGUGAGCUGCUGGCAGAUCCCAGCUACAGAGAACUACUAGAGCAGCUCAAGAGUAAACCAUCUGAGCUUGGCACGAAGCUGCAGGAUCCCAGAGUGAUGACUACACUCUCUGUGCUGCUUGGACUAAACCUCUCUGAGAUGGAGGAGGAUGAAGAGCCAACUCCUGCUCCUCCUCCCCCCAAACCCAAAGAGACUCAGCCACCUCCUCCCAAAGAGGAAGACCUCCCUGAAAACAAGAGAAAAGCCUUGAAGGAAAAAGAGCUUGGGAAUACUGCAUAUAAGAAUAAAGACUUUGAAACGGCACUGAAACAUUAUGAAGAAGCAAUUAAACAUGACCCAACCAACAUGACUUAUCUAUCUAAUCAAGCAGCUGUGUACUUUGAGAAGGGAGAUUUUGAGAAGUGCCGGGAGCUGUGUGAGAAAGCCAUUGAUGUUGGCAGAGAGAACCGAGAAGACUACAGACAAAUUGCAAAGGCCCUGGCUCGAAUUGGCAACUCGUACUUCAAGCAGGAAAAGUACAAAGAAGCAAUUCAGUAUUUCAACAAGAGUUUAACGGAGCACCGCACUCCUGAUGUGUUGAAGAAGUGUCAGCAGGCAGAGAAGAUAUUGAAGGAACAGGAGAAACUAGCCUAUAUCGACCCAGAGCUGGCCCUGGAAGAGAAGAACAAGGGCAACGAUGCCUUCCAGAAAGGAGACUACCCCUUAGCCAUGAAACAUUACACCGAGGCCAUCAAGAGAAACCCCAAUGAUGCCAAACUCUUCAGUAACAGAGCGGCCUGCUACACAAAGCUGCUGGAGUUUCAGCUUGCCCUGAAGGAUUGUGAAGAGUGCAUCAAACUGGAGCCCACCUUCAUAAAGGGCUACACACGUAAAGGAGCUGCUCUGGAGGCCAUGAAAGAAUAUUCUAAAGCUAUGGAUGCAUACCAGAAGGCUCUAGAGCUCGAAUCUUCCUCAAAGGAAGCCUCAGAAGGCAUACAGCGCUGCAUGGUUAGUCAGGCCAUGAGGAAUGACAGCCCUGAGGAAGUGAAGAAAAGGGCCAUGGCUGAUCCGGAGGUGCAGCAGAUUAUGACUGACCCAGCCAUGCGCAUGAUCCUUGAGCAAAUGCAGAAGGACCCGCAGGCACUUAGCGACCAUUUAAAGAAUCCAGUUAUUGCUCAGAAGAUACAGAAACUUAUCGAUGUUGGACUGAUAGCCAUUCGUUGAUGGGAGACAAGAGCCAUGCGUGUGAAGAAACUCCAGAACAGUGGAUUAACAUGCAGACCCCUCCAAAAUAAAACAUCCUCUUUUUUUUUCUUUUUUUUUUUUUUUCUUGCCUUCAAAUCCAACAUAUUAUCUCCUUGUUCUCACUAAGACUGUGUAUUUUUUUUUUUUUAAAUCAGUUUCACAACUUUAAAAAUUGUAUUGAAGAAAGCAUCUCGUAUGUCAUCUGUAAAGCUUCAGACUCCAGAUAACUUAGAUUCACGUGUACAGGUGUUUUAAUACAUCUAAAAAAAUAAGAUACUCGAGUACACCAUUAUGUUCAGUGUUUAAAGGGCAAAUCCAUCCUAAAGCCGUUCUCAUAUUCCUAGUGGUUCAUGGUUUAAAGACAGAGCAGAAAAGAGAAGACUUCAAAUCACUCCAAAUAAAGGUUGUAAUUUUCAGUU